CGGCCGGGCUGCGGGGAGCCGGGAGCCGCCUCCCCGCUGCCCUCCCGCCGCCGGCAGGUGGAAGCGGGCUGGGGGCGGCCGCUUCCCCACCCCCGAGGCCGGGGUCCCGCGGCGGGGGAGGGAGCGGAGGAGGGCGGAGCGGCUCCGGCUCCGCUGCCAGCCGCCGUCGGAGCAGAGCACGCCGCGAGAGGCAGCGGGCGGCGGCCGCCCCCAUCGCUCCUUCCCUCCAUCCCCUCGCCGGGCCGGGGGCGAUGGCGCCGUGCCCGCCGCCCGUCCUGCCGGGGGGCGCCGUGGGCGAGAGCGGCCGCUCCGGGGGGCGCUGAGGGCCGGGCCCCGCCGGGGCGAGGGGGCGGGCGGCGCCCGAGGAGGAGCCCGAGCCGGCCGGGCGGCGGGGAGAGCCGGCCAGGCGGGGUGGGGAGAGGUGGGGUGGGGUGUGGUGGGGUGGGCUGGGGGGCUCCAUGGGCAGCUCCCGCCGCCAUGGUCAUCGCCCUCGGCAGCGGCCGCCUCUCCGGUGAGCUCCGGCCCCUGGGCGGCGAGGAGCCGCGGGCGCUGGGCGGCGGGAGGAUGAUCGCCGGCUCCUGGCCGCCCCGCAGCCUGGCCAAGCUGGGCCCGGCGGGCGCCCCGUCGGAGCUGCCCCCCACCGGCCCCGCGGCCGCCAACGACUCGCAGUGCGGGGAGCAGAUCCUGAGCUACGGCAACGUGGAGAAGGUCGUCAUCGGGGCCGUCCUCUCCCUCAUCACCCUGCUGACCGUGGCCGGCAACUGCCUGGUGGUCAUCUCCGUCUGCUUCGUGAAGAAGCUGCGGCAGCCCUCCAACUAUCUCAUCGUCUCGCUGGCCCUGGCCGACCUCUCGGUUGCCCUGGCCGUCAUGCCCUUCGUCAGCGUGACCGACCUCAUCGGCGGCGAGUGGAUCUUCGGGCGCCUCUUCUGCAACGUCUUCAUCGCCAUGGACGUCAUGUGCUGCACAGCCUCCAUCAUGACCCUCUGCGUGAUCAGCAUUGACAGGUACCUGGGAAUAACAAGACCUCUCACGUAUCCUGUAAGGCAGAACGGGAAGUGUAUGGCUAAAAUGAUCCUGUGUGUAUGGCUCCUAUCUGCCUCCAUCACCAUACCCCCGCUCUUUGGUUGGGCCAAAAAUGUAAAUGAUGAAAAGGUUUGUUUGAUCAGUCAAGACUUUGGCUACACAAUUUACUCCACAGCAGUUGCAUUUUAUAUCCCAAUGUCAGUGAUGCUUUUCAUGUACUAUCAGAUUUACAAAGCUGCUAAGAGGAGUGCUGCCAAACACAAGUUUGCUGGUUUUCCCCGGCCAGAAGAAGUGGAAGGGAUUUCUAUGAAUGGAGCUGUAAAACUGCACAAAGAAUCUGAAGAAUGUACUAACUUUUCACGACUCCUGAAGAACGACAAGAAAAACAUUUCCAUCUUUAAGAGAGAACAGAAAGCUGCCACUACACUUGGAAUUAUUGUUGGGGCUUUCACCGUGUGCUGGCUGCCGUUUUUUCUCCUCUCAACUGCCAGGCCCUUUAUCUGUGGUACAGCGUGCAGCUGUAUCCCACUGUGGGUUGAAAGAACAUUUCUAUGGUUGGGUUACGCAAACUCCCUCAUUAACCCUUUUAUAUAUGCCUUCUUCAAUCGGGACCUGAGGACAACUUACCGCAACCUCCUGCAAUGCAGAUAUAGAAAUAUCAACCGGAAACUAUCGGCUGCAGGAAUGCAUGAAGCUCUGAAGCUUGCAGAAAAGCCAGAAUUUGUUCUGAGAAGUUCUGAUUUCUCCAGGGAAAAAGAGUCCUGACUCAUGACCUGCAUGAAAGCAGCCAGGAAAAAAAGACAAGCCAGAACUGGAAGAAGGAAAAUGAAAAGUUGGCUUCUGAAGAAAUGGAUAGAUUUAUGAAACGUACUUCAUCUUCUUUUGAUAGGAAUGCACUAAAAAUACUCAAUGAGCUUAAUACAUUACAUUAAAUACAUUUCUAUUGGAAGUAGUCACAUCUUGUUUGUUAUGGAAAAAAGUGCUGCUAUAUAAAAGAGAAAAGAGUUUUUUGCCUGAGAAAGCCAAAUCAUUUCAGCAAUAAAAGUUUGGCACGUGGGGUGGGAAAGAAAAGCAAAUAAAAUUCAAAGACAAAGUGCUGGGCAGAUUUACACUGCAUUAAAUGAUGUAGAAAAGAUUCAUUUAUGUUUACCAUGCUUGUUGAUCCUAACUUUGAUUUUAACAUUCAGGGAUCAUCGGUAAUAUCGAAUGUAUUUUGUUGUACUACAAAAAGAUAUUUUCAAGCACAUGGUAACACUAUGGAUGCUUUUAAAGCCUGUGUUAAAGAGAUUCUCUGCACCUGGAACAGGACCCACAAAGGCAACAAUAAAGGACUGAUUUUUGUAAAAGA
Molecule: messenger RNA, 2371 nt
Organism: Anas platyrhynchos (mallard)
Lineage: Eukaryota; Metazoa; Chordata; Aves; Anseriformes; Anatidae
Gene: HTR7
Product: 5-hydroxytryptamine receptor 7
Biological process (GO): vasoconstriction; positive regulation of MAPK cascade; smooth muscle contraction
Cellular component (GO): plasma membrane
Molecular function (GO): G protein-coupled serotonin receptor activity
Source: RefSeq, a predicted model, not a curated record